AUGUCAGACUUAAAGGAGUUUAUGGGAAAAAAAGUCCACGUAAUCACAACCGAUGCAAGGUAUUUUGAAGGAGUACUAGAAGGAUUUGAUAGAAAUACCAAUAUAGUGCUAAGUAACACAAUAGAACGGAUCAUUUAUACAAUUGAGGAAAAUGAAGAAAAUGAAGAAAUACCAAGUGGUAUCAAUAUAAUGAGAGGUAAUGAGAUAGUUUGUAUUGGAAAAAUUGAUGAUGAAUUAUAUAAUGAAACAAAUUGGAAGAAAUUAAAAGGCUCACCAUUGAAAAGUACCAAAAAUCCAUUGAAAUAA
This is a messenger RNA of Lodderomyces jiufengensis, 306 nucleotides long. Its product is annotated as U4/U6-U5 snRNP complex subunit. Gene Ontology annotation, cellular component: U4/U6 x U5 tri-snRNP complex; U6 snRNP; precatalytic spliceosome. The transcript is spliced from 2 exons. NCBI's taxonomy places the organism in Eukaryota, Fungi, Ascomycota, Pichiomycetes, Serinales, Debaryomycetaceae. The record is from RefSeq and is a predicted model, not a curated record. Gene Ontology annotation, biological process: mRNA splicing, via spliceosome. Gene Ontology annotation, molecular function: RNA binding. Bases 1 to 306 code for a protein of 101 amino acids.